Molecule: messenger RNA, 4246 nt
Organism: Stegostoma tigrinum
Lineage: Eukaryota; Metazoa; Chordata; Chondrichthyes; Orectolobiformes; Stegostomatidae
Product: cytosolic phospholipase A2 zeta-like
Exons: 24
Coding region: 1-3594 (1197 amino acids)
Biological process (GO): glycerophospholipid catabolic process
Cellular component (GO): cytosol
Molecular function (GO): calcium ion binding; calcium-dependent phospholipid binding
Source: RefSeq, a predicted model, not a curated record
AUGCGAGUGCAAAACGCAGGCUGUUACGUUUCUUUACACCUCCCUACGGCAUCUGCAGUAGAUUACAGAACAAAAACCAUUUCCAAUAACAACAAUCCUGAGUGGGAUGAAACUUUCAAGUACAGGAUCCAAAGUAUGGUGAAGCAUGUACUGGAACUCUCCCUCUAUGAUGCCACAGUUAAAGGGACAAAACAUCUAUCAACAGUAGCCUUUGAUAUUGGAAAUAUUGAACAUGGGAAUGAUUUGAAGACUACUGUAGACCUGAAGGAUGAUGAGCAACUGGAAGUGGAGUUUCAUUUGGCAAAAUGGUUUGAGAAGUUGGCAGAUAUUAUUUUCAUGAAUGAGGAGGACAAAUUGAAUCAGAUGCAUUAUCACCUUAUCAAAGCCCUCCCAAUUAUUAGCAUCAUGAUAGAAGUAUCAUUGAGCAACGCGUACCCAUCCAUAAGCUGCUUACUUAUGCUCAGAUCAGACUUCACCAAAACCACUGGACCACCAACUUGUCACAGCCUCGAUCUUGACAUAGAUGCUGGAGCUGACGGCAGCUGUGCAAAGUACCAGUGCCUGUCUGUUGACUCUGAUAGUGCAGCGAACUCUGUUGGACUCUCAGACAUUACCAUUGACUUAGCUGAUUCCAAAUCAUCAAUCCAUAUAGAAUCCUUAUUUGAUCAUCUGCUACAAAGUAAAGAUGAAGAGCUGGGGGCCAGGGAUCGGGAAGUUUUCAAAGAAGUGGAGAGCAUGAUUUGCGUCCAAGAGGAAGAUGGGAGAUGGAGUCCUCAGAGGAUUGUUGAGAGGCUUUGUCGAAGAAGGAGGCAGGAGCAUCCACGUCUGUCGCAGAUUCAAGAAGGUGGUGGCAGAGGCGAGUUUGGGCCCAAUACGAUUCCCGACGGCAUCAGCAGUGGCUACAUCGGCGAGGUGGGACUGAAGCGGACUUGUGGCAGUGGCAAAGUCAGGUUUGGGCCAGUGUGCUACCCGGCGACAACGGCGUCUGCUUUGGCAAGGUCCAUCGAGGACUCAGUGGCAAGGACAUCAGUGAAUCAGGGUUCAAAUCCCGCCGUGGCAGUUACCCUUUCAAAUUUGAUUAACCCAGCCGACAUGAAGAUUAAAGUCACCCAUAAUUAUGCUGCUCAACCCUGUACUUGUGUGGAGACCAAAGUGAAGAAGGUCAACAAUCUCCACCAGGUAGGCACAGGUCUUAAUGCACAGUAUAAUAUGUCCAUGAGAGUUGAUGGAGCCUUUGAAGAGGAGCAGGUCACCACACUCAAGCCUCUAUCAAAUCCUGUGUGGGAUGAAAAUUUUUUUUUCCAUAUCGACAAGAGUUUGGAUCCAAAACUGAAUAUUGACUUGAUUCAAACCAGCACAGAGUUGCAGAUUGCAGAGGAUGAAGUCAAACAUAUUUCUCUUCCUGUUCACACUGUCACACUUGCCAGUGCCACAGCUGUGUCCACUAGGACUCAGUCAGAUGACAUGCAUGUUGAAAUGAUGAAGGAAACCUCUGUAGUGGGUUCAGGGACUGUGCCAUUGUAUCAGCUUCCUCUUGGAAAGAAUGUGGACAUGGUAAUGACUCUUGACAAGGAUCAGAGUGUUGACCUGAGACUGAAAGCUAAGAAAUGCUAUGAAGAUCUUGAUGUGCGCCUGAAUUUUGACAUUGCUGAUGCAGAGAAAGAAUUCCUUGCAAAGAGAAAGAAAUUUAGCGCACAAGCACUGAAGAAAGUACUGAACUUAAAGAAGACUCCUAAGGACAGCAAUGUGCCUGUUAUAGCAAUCCUUGCGUCAGGGGGUGGAGUUCGAGCAAUGACGUCCCUUUAUGGUAUUCUGCAUGGGCUACAGAAGAUACAUGUCCUGGACUGUGUAACCUACAUGAUUGGAGUAUCAGGAUCAACCUGGUGUAUGUCUACGCUGUAUCAGGAUCCCACCUGGUCACUCAAGGAUUUGAAAGAACGCAUUGAGAAAGCUAAGGAACAGGUGACGAAAAGCAAGACCAGUGCCCUGUCCAAGGAUCGCUUAGGAUAUUACAUCAAUGCAUUAGUAGAGAAGAAUCGUUCAGGACACAAUGUGUCAGUUACAGACCUGUGGGGACUCAUCAUCGAAUCAUUUCUCUCCGGAAAGGAGAAUAAAACCAAGCUGUCAGACCAGCAGAGAGCUGUAAGGAGGGGACAGAACCCUUUUCCUAUCUAUGCCAGUCUUAAUGUGAGGUCGGACCUCAGCGCUCGAGAUUUUGGAGAGUGGUUUGAAUGCACUCCUUAUGAAGCUGGAAUUCCAAAAUAUGGAGCUUACAUCCCCAUUCAGCAUUUUGGAAGCAAAUUCUUCAUGGGAUACCUGAUAAAGAAAUGCCCAGAAAUGAGAAUCAGCUUCUUGGAAGGCCAAUGGGGUAGUGCUUUCGCAGCAAAUUUGGAGGAGAUCCUGAGGGAGAUGAUAGGCGCCUCCAACACAUGGAUGCAGAACUUACAGGACGCUAUUAAAACAACAGCUAAUCCACAACCAAGAAAAAAUCAACCUGCAAUGCGAACAAUCAUUCCAGGGGGCAUGCUGGACAGUAUGGUAAAGAAUUUAUUUGUGUCACGCCUGACAGGGUCAGAGAUCUGCAACUUCCUACGUGGCCUCUUUCUGCAUCGGCAGUAUAAAGAGAACCAUUACUUCAGGCGUGGACAAAUUCAACACCUGGACUCUUCUCCAAACAAUCUGACACCAAUGACAAAUCAGUUGUACUUGGUUGAUGCUGGAUUCUCAAAUAAUUCGGCAUUUCCCCUUGCCCUACGGUCACAGAGACAUAUCGACGUCAUCCUGUCUUUUAGUUUCAGUCUAGGAUCGCCAUUCAAGGUUCUGAAGAAGACUGAAGAAUUUUGUAAAGACCAUAAUAUCCCUUUCCCUAAGAUUGAUGUGGCAAACAUCCUUGAGAAUAGCCUACAAGAAUGCUAUGUCUUCAUGGAUGAAAACAAUUCCAAAGUUCCUAUAGUAGUUCACUUCCCUCUCACAAAUGCGACAUUCAAAGAUUACGUUUCUCCAGGUAUGAAACUGUCUAGUACACAGCAGCAAAAGAAACCACUGCUGGAUAUAAACAAUGACAAACUAGUGAUUAAAAAAAUUAACUUAAAUCCCACUUCCACCUCAAGGCAUGAACCCUUUCAGCUAAAACCACCAUUCUUAUCCAUCUAUGAAUCAGGAGCUUAUUGGGUUUCCUCAGGCACUCCUGAGCUUUCUUUAAAACUAAUGACUGAGCUCCUCAAAUGUCAACCUGUGUACUCCAGCUCAUGUUCUAUCUCAAGCCUUCGUUUCCUCCAAGCAUCUUUCUGUCACCCUGCCUUAAUACAUUUAUCAAGCCCUGUUUUAAUUCUUCCGACAAUGCCCUCCUGUGAUCCACACAAACAUGAAUCACUGCUGUCUGUAUCUAUUGUAGGAGUCCCACGUACAUCUGAGGAAGAUAAAAUCAAUCACAGUUUUGUCCUGGAAGCUCAGCAUUCACCAUACAGCACCUUGAACUUUACAUACACACCUGAUGAUUUUGACAAGCUGGUUGAUCUAAAUUGCUACAACGUGAUGAACAGUAAAGACAUUAUUCUGAUGAUCUUGAGUAAGGCAUUAACCAAGAUGAGUUGAGCCAUAUGUUACUGGAUUGAAUACUGAAUUGUCAAAGAAACCUCAUUCUUUCCUCUUCAUCCGUCCCUUUUUUUUAAAUUUGAAGCUGAGUCAGCCUUAAUCUCCUCAUUGAUUUCUUGCAUUGCAGAAAUGUUAACAGACAUCUAGCUCAGACCUUGGUCUGAUCUGUUCAAAACAUGUCAUGAGCAAGUAUCAAAUUCUGAUCCGGAAGCGUCCCGCUAGUCUUCCGGUUUAUUCUUCUGGAAAUAGCAAUUCACCAUUGUUGCAUUGGGAUUUAGAACUUGAUAGACAUUCCAGCAAAGAGCAUCAAAUUGUUUCACAUCCUCAGACCUCUACUGCAAGGUCAUCAACAUAUCAAUACUGAAUGGCUCAAAUGUUCCAAUUAGGGUUAGAAACACAAUUUUGAGUCCAACAGGCUUAAAACGUGUCUGCUUUAAAUUACCUUUAUGCUGGAAAUUUCUAGACACAGGGCUCUGGUGAAUCUGUCCAGACAUCCUCAAACCAAGCAAUGGAGAUGGUCAUCAUGAAAACUAUCCCCUUUUAAAUCAGAGUGCCACAUUCUGUAGUUUAAAUGUACAGAAGAUACUGUGAGAGCCUCUGUGGAAUGAUAAGCCUGAGAGUAAAUAGGGAUGUGGAUUAGUGUUUCAACUAG